AUGGUUUCUCAACGGCUGAAAAGCUAUCUGCAUAGCUUUAAUCUAUUUCAAGAUCCCAAUGUGAUUAACAACCGUCAUCAACUUCGAAAUCAAAUAAUCUCAACUCGAAUCUUCAUUCUUUUCUUUUCAAUUAUUUUAUUCAGUGUUUUGAUCUAUUUGCUAGCAGAUGAUUUUACUAAUUCUAUUACAGUUGAAACACGAAGUCUGUCACAAUAUGAAAAACUUAAAACUCAAUUCAAAGAUACUCUGCAAUGUCCAUGCUCGAAUCUUUCAAUUCCUUAUCAAGCAUUUAUUUCACUUCAAGCUAAUAUGCACAACGUGUGUUCUCUUGAUUUAAACCCACUGAUCGAUAUUUUGUUUCAAUUUACUGAAACAUUAACGAAUAAUUACGAUUUUCGUUUUACUGCUGCUCUUCAAUUUCGUCUUCUGAUUCUUCUGUGCUCAUCUGUCAAUCAAAUAAUCAUAGCGAAUCUAAUCGAUUUCAAUGCUACUAUGUUCAAUAAUGCUUUUAUAAUUGAAGAAAUAUUGUUGCAAGAGAAAGCUAAAGAAUUUAUUGAUGAAUUUAUUCAAAGCAUCACAAGUCAAUUUAUCAACUCAUUACAAAUGAUUCGUAUCACUAACUUUGGCAGUCAGUUCAUGUCAGGCGUUCGAUCGAACUAUGUAAUUAACAGUAGCAAAAGUGAAGGUGAAAGUUGGUAUUUGCAUAUUUUUUCGGCAUUUUCUCAAAUAUAUAGUGACAAUUGCAAUUGUUCCACAUCAUUCUCAUGCAAUGCACCGUCUAAAAUCUAUGAAGAUAAUGGAACGUAUGAUGUUGUUGGCUUUCAAACAGGUUGCUUUGUUCUUGAAUCACUUUUGGCUUCUUCACUCGAAUGUUUCUACAAUUCUUUAUGUAUUAAUCAAUUACAUCAAUAUAUUCCAUUUAAUACAACUAUUUUUUUACCAUCUUCAAUUACAUUUAACAAAACAGAUACGAUUGAAACAUUACUAAGAGCAUUGAUGGUCGACGAGUGGGCAGUUGCAGUAAAUUAUACAUCCUAUUUCGAAGCUUGUCGAAUUCAGACAUGUUCUUACUCAUUCGUUGGGCGCCAUCCUUUGCUGUUUAUUGCUACAACAAUACUGGGUCUUAUUGGUGGUCUUACUAAAAUACUUCAAAUUAUUGUUCCAAUGUUUGUCGGUUUUAUUAGAAGAAAGAAACAGGUUUCCGAUGCUUCAACUACAAUACCUCGUAUUCUAAAUGCAACACAAAAUAGUUCAUACACAGUGAAUACAACAUUCGCUGAAAUGCUCACUCAUCUUAUGAUCGAAACAUGGGAGUAUCGACUUUUGCAUCGAGCUUAUUAUGAUGCUUGUCAACCAUUUUCAUGUACGUACUCAUACAUUGCUCGACGUGAAUUUGUUCACAUUUUGACAAUGAUAUUUGGUAUUAUCGGUGGUUUAAGCAAAGAUGAAAUUAACACCGGAACAUAG
Molecule: messenger RNA, 1467 nt
Organism: Rotaria sp. Silwood2
Lineage: Eukaryota; Metazoa; Rotifera; Eurotatoria; Philodinida; Philodinidae
Source: the annotation of a GenBank genome assembly